UUUUUGGUACAAGAAGGAAAUUUUGAACAAGCAGAAAAACCUGAAGCUGAUGGACAUUGUAUGGGCCACAGGCAGGGAUGGUGGGCUAUGACCCCAGAGCAGACGGCAGGAAUGUCUCCAAUCUCGAGGUGGCCGUGGCUGGGUCUGUGUCUGGACUUGUCACUCGGGUGCUGAUCAGCCCCUUGGAUGUCAUCAAGAUCCGUUUCCAGCUUCAGAUAGAGCGCCUUUCUCGCAGUGACCCCAACGCGAAAUACCACGGGAUCCUGCAGGCUGGGAGACAGAUUUUGCAAGAGGAGGGCCCAACAGCAUUCUGGAAAGGACACAUCCCAGCCCAGCUUCUCUCCAUAGGCUAUGGAGCUGUCCAAUUUUUGUCGUUUGAAGUGCUCACCGAGCUGGUGCACAGGGCCAGCGUGCGCGAUGCCCAAGACUUCUCCGUGCAUUUUGUGUGUGGCGGCCUGUCUGCCUGUGUGGCCACCCUCGCCGUACAUCCUGUGGACGUGCUACGCACCCGCUUUGCAGCGCAGGGUGAGCCCAGGGUCUAUAAAACCCUGCGAAACGCCGUGGUGAUCAUGUACAGGACCGAAGGCCCCUUGGUCUUCUACAAAGGCUUGAACCCCACCCUGAUCGCCAUCUUCCCCUACGCCGGCUUCCAGUUCUCCUUCUACAGCUCCUUGAAGCACGUGUAUGAGUGGGCCGCGCCAGCCGAAGGAAAGAAAAACGGGAACGUCAAAAACCUGCUUUGUGGCAGUGGAGCUGGAGUCAUCAGCAAGACCCUCACGUAUCCCUUGGACCUCUUCAAGAAGCGGCUGCAGGUUGGAGGGUUUGAGCAGGCCCGAGCCUCCUUUGGUCAGGUGCGAAGCUACAAGGGCCUCCUGGAUUGCGCCAGGCAGGUGCUGCGAGAGGAGGGUGCACAGGGCUGCUUCAAAGGCCUGGCCCCCAGCCUGCUGAAGGCUGCCCUCUCCACCGGCUUUGUGUUCUUCUGGUACGAGCUCUUCUGUAACCUUUUCCACCACAUGAAGAAGGCAGACAGCUAGCCUCGAGGGCAGGAAGGGUGGCCUGAGGUCCUUCCCUGGAGGGGCCCUCGUGAAGAACGCUUGAUCUACCAUCCCGUGUUGCACUGAGAGGUGUUGCCCGGCCCCUCCCGCCAGGCCAGCUGUCCUGGGCACGAAGAGCCGUCGGCAGCAGCCUGGAUUCCACCAGAAGGGCAAAGGGGG
This is a messenger RNA of Lipotes vexillifer (Yangtze River dolphin), 1214 nucleotides long. RefSeq names its product solute carrier family 25 member 19 (gene SLC25A19). Gene Ontology annotation, biological process: transmembrane transport. The transcript has 7 exons. The record is from RefSeq and is a predicted model, not a curated record. The coding region runs from base 78 to 1034 and encodes 318 amino acids. Lineage: Eukaryota; Metazoa; Chordata; Mammalia; Artiodactyla; Lipotidae.